AUGUGCUCUUUUCAUCCAUGUCUGUAGGAAUGGAAUCACAAGGUAAAGGGAAGAAGAGACCUCUUCCAGCCUGGAUGAAGGCAGUCGGUGAUCAGGCUCAGAAGAAAACUAGCAAAGCAGAUACUGCAGAAUCUUGUAAACAGGACAAAGAUAAUGAUAGCUCUGUACCUGAUGCUGAGUGUAUUGUAAAUGAAAAUGCGACUGAUAAAUCUAAUGCCAGAACUGAAAUUGGAGAAAAUUCUGCCAUGAAAUCGUCUGAUGAUGAACCAGUCAAACUUAGUGCAGCUGAGUUUAUAGCACAGUCCAUGCCAUUUUUGACCUUCUCUGGCUCUGUCGUUUAUUCUUACCAAGAAUCUGACUGUGCUUUAAUUUGUCGGCACAUAUUGUCAUCAUUGAAUGAUGAAGAGAAAACUAUUAUUGGGUUUGACAUGGAGUGGCCCGUGUCUUACCAGAAAGGUGCUAAGGAUAAGACUUCACUUAUUCAGAUGUGCAUUCACAAAACAUGUUACUUGUUUCAUAUAUCCGCUAUGUAUUCGAUACCGAAAACUUUGUUAACUCUAAUACAUGACCAUCGAGUUUUACUUGUGGGUCUGAACAUUGAGGCAGAUUUGUGGAAGCUUGCAAGAGAUUUUAGCAUAAAUGUAAAGCCUAUUUUUGAUAGAAAGGCUGUGAUAGAUGUUGGUAAACUUGCCAACGAGAAGCUGAAAUCUUCUGAAAGAUGGAGCUUAGAAGGCUUGUGUAAGAAUGUCCUCAGGAAACGCUUGGACAAAGACAGUCAUGUGAGGUGUGGGAACUGGGCAGAGUUCCCUCUCACACAAGAGCAGAAAAUGUACGCGGCAACAGACGCGUUUGCCGGUCUUUUGCUGUAUCAGCAUCUUAAUGAGAAAUGAUACAUUUAUGUUAUACUCAAUGUUUUUUAAACUUUUCGCUACCACGUUGUAUUGGAACAUUUUUAAUAUUUAUUUUCGUUUUGGUUUUUGUUUCCUGAGCUUUGCUUCUCUGUUGUUGGUUUGUUUUUUCAUGCUAAAGAAAAUAUAGUAACACACUAUAUUCAGAAUGUCCUCAGAAAAGUUUGGACAAAAACAGUCUGACACUGUACACAUUUAGUGCUGGGAAAAAGUAAGCAGACAGACAGAAACAACAGAAGAAACGAAAAAAAGAGUAAGACCUCUUAAAGCAAUGCCUUCUGUAGCCACAGUGUAAGAUGUUCUGGUGCAGGGAACCACACUUGAUGUUCUUAAUCUCAAGUGGACUGCAGGGUACAGUCAAAAGUAUGGAUGGCUACCCAUUGUUGCGGAGAAAAUUGAUUGUCUUCGACAGGUGGUCGUCUUGGACAGUUUCAUUAUGAUUAUGAUAUAUAAAAAAAAAA
This is a messenger RNA of Aplysia californica (California sea hare), 1369 nucleotides long. RefSeq names its product Werner syndrome ATP-dependent helicase homolog. The transcript has a single exon. NCBI's taxonomy places the organism in Eukaryota, Metazoa, Mollusca, Gastropoda, Aplysiida, Aplysiidae. The record is from RefSeq and is a predicted model, not a curated record. Bases 18 to 890 code for a protein of 290 amino acids. Gene Ontology annotation, molecular function: nucleic acid binding; 3'-5' exonuclease activity. Gene Ontology annotation, biological process: nucleobase-containing compound metabolic process.